GGAUGCUGCCUGGGAAGGACUUUGGCAACAGUAUCUCUCUCUGUGACCUUGGCCUCCGCAGCAGUCAGGCCCAGCAGCCGCCCCAGCACCCAGGCCAGCGGGACCUUGUUUUCCUCACAUGGGUUUCCUCUAAACAUCAUCAUGUGGGGGCAAAAUAUUGCUGCUGAGAACUCGCACAGGAAUGCCCGGAUGUCUCCGUACCCUGGCUCUAAGGUGGUGCGAUGCCAUGUCCCCAACGAGAAAGUGAGCUGGCUGGUUGAGUGGAGAGAGUACAACCCGGUGGAAUACACGGCCAGCUUGGUCUUGGCCAGGCCUCAGUGGGCAGAUCCACAGCUGGGCGAAAGAAACUUCUGUCCGAGAUUUAACGAAAGGGAUGGCAAUGUGGAGAGAAGGAGCCAGGAAGGCUUUUAUGAGGUUAGAAAUGGUAGACCGAAAAAUCCCGUAGGUAGGACAGGGAUGUCUGGCCGAGGGAUUUUGGGGCGCUGGGGUCCCAAUCAUGCCCUUGAGCCCAUUGUCACCCGGUGGAAAAGGGAUAGCAUGGGAAACACAGUGACCCAUCCUGUGUCGAGGAAAAAUAUUCUGCAGUUCGUGGCCAUUAAAAGGAAGGACUGUGGGAAAUGGGCAAUUCCGGGGGGGAUGAUGGAUCCAGGAGAGAGCACCAGCAUCACCCUGAGGAGAGAAUUCGGCGCCGAAGCCACGAACUCUCUACGCAAGUCGAAGGCGGAGAGGCAGAUGCUGGAGAAACAGUUACACAGACUCUUCAGCCAGGAUCAGUUUGUAAUCUAUAACGGCUACGUGGAUGAUCCUCGGAACACGGACAACGCGUGGAUGGAGACGGAGGCGGUGAACUACCACGAUGAAACAGGUGAAAUAACGUGCCAUCUUCCCCUCAAGGCUGGCGAUGACGCCAAGGAGGCGAAGUGGGUAGACAUUUUUGACACACUCAAGCUUUACGCCAGCCAUUGGCAAUUCAUUCAAUUCGUGGCUGAGAAGCGAGGUGCCCACUGGAAGGAGGAGCAUUACCAUGGGCAUCAGAGAUAG
Dipodomys spectabilis (banner-tailed kangaroo rat) is the source of this 1041-nucleotide messenger RNA. Its product is annotated as ADP-ribose pyrophosphatase, mitochondrial-like. NCBI's taxonomy places the organism in Eukaryota, Metazoa, Chordata, Mammalia, Rodentia, Heteromyidae. The transcript has a single exon. The coding region runs from base 142 to 1041 and encodes 299 amino acids. Gene Ontology annotation, cellular component: mitochondrion. The record is from RefSeq and is a predicted model, not a curated record. Gene Ontology annotation, molecular function: ADP-ribose diphosphatase activity.